Molecule: messenger RNA, 4328 nt
Organism: Sus scrofa (pig)
Lineage: Eukaryota; Metazoa; Chordata; Mammalia; Artiodactyla; Suidae
Gene: SMPD4
Product: sphingomyelin phosphodiesterase 4
Biological process (GO): ceramide biosynthetic process; glycerophospholipid catabolic process; sphingomyelin catabolic process
Molecular function (GO): sphingomyelin phosphodiesterase D activity
Source: RefSeq, a predicted model, not a curated record
GAGAACAGGAACCAAAGCCACUUUGUUUCCAUGUUCAUGGGAUGAAGACAGGAAUGCAGAGGUGGCAAGACGCCAGUGUACACAAGUCCCAGAGGAGGCCUGGUCUGCUUUGGCCACCCAUCCUGCAUCUACCUGAUCUGGAUGUGCAUCCUCGAAGGUGGUAGCAAAGUUGAAGCUGGGGACAGGAGCCCAAAGGGCCAGCCCUUGGAGCAGUCCCGGGACAAAAGCAACAGAAAAGCCUGGCUACUCAGGGCUAAGCAAGCCCCGAUGUGCCAGGCACUGCCCACCUCCCGCUCCCGCCCUACACCCGCCGCCCAGGCCCAGCUCUGACCUCGGGUCUCAGGCACGCUGGUCGUGGGCAGGGGCACGGCCACGGGGUCUUGGGGCUCGCUCGCCAGCCGCUGCCCAGCGCACAUGGACUUCAGCAUCUGGAAUACGGCGAGGGGCGCCACGUUCAGCUUUAGCAGGUCCACCAGGAUCCUAGAGAGAACAGACCCGGCGCGCGGUGAGCCUUCCUCGCCCGGGCCGUCAGUCCCCCGGAACCCCGAAACCCGACUCCGCCGCGCGCUCACUUGAACACUUCGGGGUCCAUGGCGCCGCCCGCAGCCUGAGCCAGCUCGAACAGCUCCGUCUCCUCGGCGCUCAGCACCUUCUUCCGCCGCAGCGCCAGCUUCUGUAGGGCCGCUUCCAGCCCUGGUGGCGCCCCCGGCCCGGGCCCCGCGCCUGGCGCCGCCAUCUGCUUGCGGCUGGGUCCCCCACCCGGUACAGCCCCGCCGCGCCCCCUACCGGCCCGCCGCGCCCUCCUCUCCCAGCAGCUCCCCUGCCAUCCGGCGCUCAGAUCCGGGCCCGGGCGGCGCCGGGCGUUGGAAGGAGACCCGCUCUUCGGCGACUGGUCUUCUCUACGCUCUCACGGCGGUGACGGCAUCCAGAGUAUCUCACGCUGGCAUACCGUGGGCGAUCAAUAAAUGCCCGUUGGACCCAGAGUGUACUGUUUCGCGCCGGGUCCGGUAGGAGGCGCGCCUCUAGGCAGUAACGCACAGGCCUUACGUGCACGCGCGCUCUUUUCCUAGGUGGGCGCCCCCUUGCGGUCCCAUAAACCCACGGGACUACACUUUGCGCACGCGCCUUUUAAAGAAGCAGCCCAAAGAGAAAGCGGCGCUUUUCCCGUUUGUAAAGGGGAGGUGACGCCACGCGCAGCUUGAUGACGACAUUUCGGCGCCGGUUCGCCGAAUGGCGGCCUCCAUCCCUAAAGCGAGCGACCCUGUGGGUCUCUCAGUGGUUUUCUAAGACGGCUGCUUUUGAGUCUCCCCGGGUGGCUGCCAUGGCGUCCCCUCACAUGCAGCAGCCCAGCUUCCUGCUGGCUAGCCUGAAAGCUGACUCCAUGAAUAAGCCCUUUGCACAGCGGUGCCAGGACUUGGUCAAGGUCAUUGAGGAUUUUCCAGCAAAGGAGCUGCACACCAUCUUCCCAUGGCUGGUAGAGAGCAUUUUUGGCAGCUUGGACGGUGUCCUGGCCGGGUGGAACCUCCGCAGUUUGCAGGGCCGAGUGAGCCCCGUGGAGUACAGCGUUGCCAUGGAGUUCCUAGAUCCUGGGGGUGGCCCAAUGAUGAAGCUGGUUUAUAAACUUCAAGCUGAAGACUAUAAGUUUGAUUUUCCUGUCUCCUACCUGCCUGGUCCUGUGAAGGCAUCCAUCCAGGAGCGUGUGCUCCCCGACAGUCCUCUGUACCACAACAAGGUCCAGCUCCCUGCUCCCGGGGGCCUUGGUCUGCACCUGGCUCUCAAUCCGUUCGAGUAUUACAUGUUCUUCUUUGCCUUGAGCCUCAUCACUCAGAAGCCGCUCCCCGGGGCCCUUCACAUCCGCACUUCGGACUGCGCCUACUUCAUCCUGGUGGACAGGUACCUGUCGUGGUUCCUGCCCACAGAAGGCAGUGUGCUCCCCCCACUCUCCUCCAGUCCGGGGGGGCCCAGCCCCUCACCAGCUCCCAGGACUCCAGCCAUGCCUUUUGCAUCCUACGGCCUGCACCACACCAGCCUCCUGAAGCGACAUGUCUCCCAUCAGACAUCCGUGAAUGCCGACCCUGCCUCCCACGAGAUCUGGAGGUCAGAGACGCUGCUCCAGGUUUUCGUUGAAAUGUGGCUUCAUCAUUAUUCUUUGGAGAUGUACCAAAAAAUGCAGUCCCCUCAUGCCAAGGAAUCCUUCAUGCCCAGCGAGGAGCAUGUGCUGGCUGUGCGGCUGCUGCUGAAGCACCUGCACGCCUUCUCCAACAGCCUGAGGCCUGAGCAGGCCUCACCCUCCGCCCACUCCCACGCCGCCAGCCCCCUGGAGGAGUUCAAGCGGGCCGCUGUCCCAAGGUUUGUCCAGCAGAAGCUCUACCUCUUCCUGCAGCACUGCUUUGGCCACUGGCCCCUGGAUGCGUCAUUCAGAGCUGUCCUAGAGAUGUGGCUGAGCUACCUGCAGCCCUGGAGGUACGCACCUGAGAAGCAGGCCCUGAGCAGUGACAGCCAGGCCCGUGGCGUGUCGGAGAGAUGGGCACCCUUUGUGCAGGAGAACCUGCUCAUCUAUACCAAGCUCUUCCUGGGCUUCCUGAGCCGAGCACUGCGCACUGACCUGGUCAGCCCUAAGAACGCACUCAUGGUGUUCCGUGUGGCCAAGGUCUUCGCGCAGCCCAACCUGGCGGAGAUGAUCCAGCGAGGCGAGCAGCUGUUCCUGGAACCAGAGCUCGUCAUCCCUCACCGCCAGCACCGGCUCUUCACGGCACCCACGUUCACUGGCAGCUUCCUGUCGUCGUGGCCACCGGCCGUCACCGACGCCUCCUUCAAGGUGAAGAGCCACGUGUACAGCCUGGAGGGCCAGGACUGCAAGUACACCCCUAUGUUCGGGCCCGAGGUCCGGGCACUGGUCCUGCGCCUGGCCCAGCUCAUCACACAGGCCAAGCAGACGGCCAAGUCGCUCUCUGACCAGUACGGGGAGAGCACGGCUGGCCGUCCCUUUCUGUCAUGGUUGGGCUUCUACCCCACGGACACCAACGGCUCUUACCCUGGCAAUGACCUGGACGAGAUGGGGCAGGACAGUGUCCGUAAGACAGAUGAGUACCUCGAGAAGGCGCUGGAGUACCUGUGCCAGGUGUUCCGGCUCAGCGAGGCCCAGCUCGCGCAGCUCACACUUGCCUUGGGGACAGCACAGGAUGAGAACGGGAAGAAGCAGCUCCCAGACUGCGUCGUGGGUGAGGACGGACUCAUCCUCACGCCCCUGGGCCGGUACCAGAUCAUCAAUGGACUGCGCCGCUUUGACAUUGAGUACCAGGGGGACUCGGAGCUGCAGCCCAUCCGGAGCUAUGAGAUUGCCAGCCUGGUCCGCCUGCUCUUCAGGCUGUCCUCGGCCAUCAACCACAGGUUCGCAGGCCAGAUGGCAGCCCUGUGCUCAAGGGCUGACUUCCUCGGCAGCUUCUGUCGCUACCACCUCCUGGAGCCCGGGCUAUCUGGCAGGCGCCUGCUGAGCCCCGUGGGCCGGGGGCGUGCGGCCAACCGAGCACGGGGCCCCCGCCUCAGCCUGCGCUUCCUGGGCAGCUACCGGACUCUGCUGACCCUGCUGCUGGCUUUCUUCGUGGCCUCCCUGUUCUGCGUGGGGCCCCUGCUCUGUGCCCUGCUCCUCGUGCUGGGCUAUGUCCUCUAUGCCGUGGCCAUGACGCUGCUGACUGAACGGGGCAAACUGCACCAGCUCUGACCAUAGGCCAGCCACGCUUCCAGGGGAUGCUGAACUGCAGCCUUGGAACCAUCUGGAAGAAGCCUGAAAGGCAUGGGCCAUCCAGGCUGGGCAGGUUGAGGGCAGUGGGCCUCCCCACACAGCCAGAGGCCCUGCAGGGAGAGCCCUUUCUUUUAAUGGGUUGUUUAAUGGGUGGAGGUUGGGCGUCAGGCGUACCUGGAGGGCCUUUGGCCUCUAUCCACAGUCCUUGAAGUGGACAGUGUGACUCCAGGAUGGGUGCCCGGCCUCUAGGGGAGGACUCAGGUCCUAAAAGAGAGUCCUGAGAAAAUAGGGGAGGGUUCCCCAAUGCCUGAUUUUAAAAGAAGGGCCAAUUCUUCACGUUCUCCCAGCAGUUCCCAACUGGGCCACACACCUGCUUUUGAGAAGAGGCCUCCAGGAGUACAGAGGCUUGGUGGUCAGGGUCCUGCCUGCAGCUCCCCUCCGUCCCCCAGGCCACUGAAGUCAGCAGGGCCACCACCUCCUUGGUCCCGAAGGCCCUCAUGCCCCACGGGCUGCCAGCUUGUGGUCUACAGCCAAAGGUGGUCACAAGCAUUGUUUGUAUCUUCAAUAAAAUCAAGUACUCAAGGGA